AUGGUCAUAUUGGGACUAGUGCUAGGGGUUAUGAUGAUGUGCAACGGGUAUGGCUUUGGGGAUAGGAAUGAGGGAGAUAAUUCACUGUUGGAUUUUGCUAGAGCUUUCGAUUUGGUUAUAGCUAACUCGAGUUUUUCGAAGAGGGAAGAGCACCUGAUCACUUUUCGAAAUUCAACGGGUGAGGCUCAGAUUGAUUAUCUUCUCUACAGGAAAUGCGAUAAAGGUCUGUGCACUGACUGCGAGGUCAUCCCAAAUGAGCACCUCACGACUCUACAUAGGCUCCUAGUUAUGGACCUGGAGAUCAAGAGGAGUAAGAGAAAGAGGGCGGGGUGCAGGCAACCUAAGAUUAAGUGGGGUAACUUGACCAAGGACAAAGCUCAGGAGUUAGGGGAGAAGUUGUAG
This is a messenger RNA of Nicotiana attenuata, 402 nucleotides long. RefSeq lists its product as uncharacterized. The record is from RefSeq and is a predicted model, not a curated record. NCBI's taxonomy places the organism in Eukaryota, Viridiplantae, Streptophyta, Magnoliopsida, Solanales, Solanaceae. Bases 1 to 402 code for a protein of 133 amino acids. Gene Ontology annotation, cellular component: nucleus. The transcript has a single exon. Gene Ontology annotation, biological process: chromatin remodeling.